Molecule: messenger RNA, 1696 nt
Organism: Anolis sagrei ordinatus
Lineage: Eukaryota; Metazoa; Chordata; Lepidosauria; Squamata; Anolidae
Gene: IER3
Product: immediate early response 3
Biological process (GO): negative regulation of apoptotic process; DNA damage response
Cellular component (GO): nucleus
Source: RefSeq, a predicted model, not a curated record
CUCUUCACUCCAAGCAGCUGCUUGAUCCUGCUUAGCUGAUUCCUCGCUGCUGUUCUAUGCACGGCUUGCCUUCCAGCCCCACGGCCAUGUGCUACGCUUGCGAGUCCAGACUGACCCGAACUUUCACCAUGCCCGAAGGCCCCAAAAGAAGGGAGCCCACGGGGCCCCAAUACUUCACUUUCGACCCCAUCCCAGAGGUCGAGGUGAGCCCUGCUGCACCCAGGAAGGGCUCCAAGACCCUCAGGAGCAAAAAGAGAUCCAGGAGAGUGCUUUACCCACCAGUGGCAAAGCGCUACUACCCCACGGAAGAGCCCAACUAUGCCAAGCGCCUUCUUUUCAUCCUCCUCACUGUCGUCCUUUUCCAAAUCUACAGUGCCGAAGAGGAGCUUCCGGCCACCUUUGUUUCCCUGAGCACUGAAGAAAACGUCUCUCGUUGCUCCGUGGAGUCGAGGGAGUCUCGUGGGGAACCCCUCCAUUUGCAGGAGCCUGAGCUCCCAGCACCCUCCACGGAAACGGAAACCCAUGGAGACGUGGUAGUCAAUGCAACCAGCUGGCAUUGGGUGAAGAACGAGACAUCCGAAUCCACGGUUGACAUCACCCAGCUUUUGGAGCAGAGCCAGGCUGCUUUCUGAUGAACUAAGAGAGAGACUUGACUGGAUUGCGACGUCUUAGAAGCAGGAGCUUGGCUUUGGAGGAAAAAAAGCGGCUUUCUUCUAAGCAGAAUGCAAACCGCAGAAGGGUUAAUGCUGUUGGGAAGUGAUCCAGCUCUUUCCGGCACUCUGCAAUGACAGCAAAGUGAACUCGGCCAGACCCGUGAACUGACGUCAAUGAAAAUUAUACUUGACUUGAACUGACACUGGGUGGGGAGGUUGCCCAUUUCUGUAUUCAGCCAGAUAUCUGGCGAGCGGAAGAAAAGAAGAAGACAUUAACUUAAUAUUUAUUUAUUUAAUAAUAAUAAUAAUAAUAAUAAUAAUAAUAAUAUGUAAUUUCAACUGAUGUAUUUAAAGUUUUGCCAAACUAAAUGUUGACAAGGAAAAAUCUCGGCUCACACAAGGGUCGCUUGGACUGUUUUGCUCUACUGCAGUAUUUUAUAAAACUCUCUUCCUCCAGGUGUUUUGGACUUCGGGUCCCAGAAAUCCCAGCCAAAUUGUGGGAGUUGAAGUCCAAAACAUCUGGAGGAGCGCAGUUUGAGAAACUCCGCUCUAGUGAGAGUGUUAUAGUGUGGCUUUUUGGGAAAGUAGUUAAAAUCUUACAUGGAAAAGGUGAUGAUUUGUAGAUUUAUAGUCUGUAUUUAUGACACUGGGUAAUGUUUAGUGGAUAUUGAACUAUGGAGGGGAAGCCACUGAAAGGAUGGUACCGCGAUGCUCUGAAGUGACUUGCUUUCAAACUCAUUUGUAUGACAGGGAUCCAAAGUAAAUCAACGCUGACAAAUAAUAUUGUAUGUGCAUUAGUAUUGUUUUUUUCCUGUUCUUGAGUAUUAGCCAGCAAUGUUUAUUGUUAGAGCAUUUUGCUUACUAUGUAAGCAUUGGACAUCUCUCUUUCUGGAAAAAGAAGAAAAAGAAAAAGCACUAAGAACAUCCAGACGGGCAUUUCGGAAACAGAAGUAAAUUUAUUUUGCGAAUUGCACUUUACAUGUCUACAUGAAUUGUCUAAGGUCUGUAUGUUCCAUGAACAAAUGAAUAAAGAUGUGAUAUUA